Drosophila simulans is the source of this 831-nucleotide messenger RNA. RefSeq lists its product as uncharacterized. The transcript has a single exon. NCBI's taxonomy places the organism in Eukaryota, Metazoa, Arthropoda, Insecta, Diptera, Drosophilidae. The record is from RefSeq and is a predicted model, not a curated record. The coding region runs from base 206 to 436 and encodes 76 amino acids.
CUUUGGCUAUCGGCGUUGAAUAUCGGCAGGCACAAGCCCGGAGAGCAACGGCAGUCAUAAAAGCGACUCCCAAGCGGAUCGAACACCCACGAAAAAUAUAAAAUCGCGACGAAAACUACCAACUAACUUCAACGAAAAUUCAUAGAGCAAGCAGAAAUAGCAAGCGGAAUACAUUUUACAAAACACCAGCGAACAUCUUAGUAAAAUGCAAGUCCAGCGUCUGCUCAUCCUGACCUUUGUCGUUCUGGCCAUGAUCUUAGCCCAAAGCCCCCGGAUAACGGAAGCCCGCCGCCUGAUCUUCUACAAUCCGCAUACCAAGCCACUCACCAGUCAGCUCCUCGUGUCCCGCAGGCUCACGAAACCCUGUCCCGCCGGAAAAAUGAGGGAUCACCGGGAUCGGUGUCGUCGCGCCGUAAUCUUUGGACGCAGCACCUGAACACCAAGCAGAAAAAUCUCCCUUUUUUAGUAGUAGACAUUUUUUUUUUUUGACCUAGUCGUAAACUAACUUAUUUUAGUCGUAGUUACGUCACAAUGUGACCGUCGAAGUAUUUAUUACAAUAUUUAUUUUGUAGCUAGUAAUAAUGAUAAGUAAUAAACCGAUGUCGAUAAAGAUAAAAAACCAUGGUGUCGCCUCAAUUGCGCAAAAUGUUUGCUUAAACGUAUUACAUUACGAAAGUUUGCCGUGGCAUAAGAAAAGAUAUUUAUUCAAUAAAUAGAUUGCAGAGAGAAAAUUCUGUAUAAGCUGCAAAAAAGUGACCAAGAAGUUGCAAAAAAAUUGUGUAAAAUGGCGUGCAAAUUGCCUAAUGUAAAGGGAAUACAGUAAAUUCUAAA